Nerophis lumbriciformis (worm pipefish) is the source of this 1743-nucleotide messenger RNA. The record is from RefSeq and is a predicted model, not a curated record. Lineage: Eukaryota; Metazoa; Chordata; Actinopteri; Syngnathiformes; Syngnathidae.
AUGCGCCUUCUAUCUCUACAAACUUACCUUGCCCUGCUGAUCGUGACCACCGCCGCGGCUCAAGAACGCGCCGCCGGGUCGCCCGCGCCAUCGGCGGCGCCGAACGAUGCUGCUUUUCACCGCGAGUUCGUCGGCUCGUACCCUAAGCAGGCGCCGCCCUCCAAGGGCGUCAAGUCGUUCACGAUCACCGCCGCGCCCACCGAAGUCAAGGUCUUCAACGGCCACACCCUCGCGGUCUGGGCUUACAACGCCCAGGUGCCCGGCCCGACCCUGCGGGUGCGCCUCGGCGAGACCGUCCGGGUCGAGUUCAUCAACCGGCUGCCGCAACCGUCGACCAUCCACUGGCACGGAGUGCGGGUGCCCAAUGCCAUGGACGGUGUACCCGAGGUGACGCAGGCGCCGGUGCCGCCAGGCGGCAAAUUCGUCUACGAGUUCACCCCCAAAGACGCCGGGACGUUCUGGUUCCAUCCCCACGUGCGUAGCAGCGAGCAAGUCGAGCGCGGUCUCUACGGUGUCUUGAUCGUCGAAGAUCCCGAGCCGCCGGCCUACUCGCAAGAGGUGCUCUGGGUACUCGACGACUGGUUGAUCACCCGCGAAGGCCAGAUCGAUCCCAACUUCAUCACCCGCCGCGACCUGGCCCACGACGGACGUUGGGGCAACGUGGUGACGGUCAAUGCACGCACCGAUCAGGUGCUGCAAGUCAAAGCCGGCGAGCGCAUUCGGCUGCGGCUACUCAACGCCGCCAACGGCAGGGUCUUCGAGCCGGAUUUCUCCAACUUCGAAGUCGAGGCCAUCGCGGUGGACGGGAUGUACGCGGCACGGGCGUUCGAUCCGGCGGGCUUCGAAAUCGCCCCCGGCAAUCGGCUGGAUUUGGACCUUCGGAUCCCGACAGGAUUGGCGGGCGAGACCUUGCCGAUCAUCGACCGGUUCACCCGCUCGGCUUUUCAGGUUGCGCAGAUCGAGGUCCUCGACGAGGUGGUCAAGACGCCGGACUUUCCGUCCCAGGCGACGGCUUCGGUACCCGUCUGGAGCGGUGCCGAGCAGACCACCCCACAGCUAAGCUACCUGCUAAACGCCGAGAGUGGUGGCGAGUAUGGCCUGCAAUGGACGAUGAACGGCGAGGCCUACCCAGAGGUCUCCCCCGGCCGUCUGGCGACCGAUCAGUGGGCCAAGAUCCAGUUCGAGAACGUCUCGGCCCGCCUGCACCCGAUGCACAUCCACGGCUUGUUCUUCAAGCUCUUGAGCCGCAACGGCAAGCCGGUCGACGAGCCCUUUUGGCGCGACACUGUGCUGGUGCACUCCCGCGAAACCGUCGAGAUCGGCACCGUGCCGCUGGACGAAGGCCGCUGGCUGAUGCAUUGCCACAUCCUGGAGCAUGCGGCGGCGGGGAUGAAGACGAUUCUGGAAGUCGAGGGAGUUGGCAAAGAAGGCCCGGCCGUGGCAAAAGUCAGACGCAAGCGAGAGCGAGUGAUUUUUCGUCAGAUCAAGGCGCGAAAGCGCAGGAAGAUCGGGGAUCUUUCGAGAUUUCGCAACGCAGAGCUGGCGAAAAAGCGCCGCUUGCAGCGCGGCUCGACUUUUGCCACGGGCUGCUAUGGGACGCAAACCAGAGAAUUCAGGGACCCCAACCUCUUCGUCCCGCAAGGGACGUUAUACCUGAGCGAGGGGUUUCAACCCCUCGCGCCUCCUAGCGCCCCAACGGCCCCCUCGCUACCCAGCUUGGCAAGCUCAGGGUGCAAUCCUUAG